This is a messenger RNA of Clarias gariepinus (North African catfish), 2921 nucleotides long. RefSeq lists its product as uncharacterized. The record is from RefSeq and is a predicted model, not a curated record. The transcript is spliced from 3 exons. Bases 117 to 2921 code for a protein of 934 amino acids. Lineage: Eukaryota; Metazoa; Chordata; Actinopteri; Siluriformes; Clariidae.
UAAAGAUGAUAUUUUAUUGUUUUAAAGGUUUAGAUUUCUGACUGGCGACAUGGUGGCUUAGCGGUUAGCACUAUUGCCUCGCGCCUCCUGGGUCCGGACAGUAUAGAGAAUUCAAGAUGAUAUGCACCUUUGCGAAACUGGAAAAAUGGGUGUCUACACCAGGAAUCGGCGAAAAGCUGAUCAGUGACCUGGAGAGAAAACUUGGCAAUGAUGGAAUGGAAGAUUUAGAAAAUGGAUUAAAGGACAAAGAACCAAAAAAUGUUUUAUGUUUCAAUGCACACAAUAUUGAUGAGAUCAGGAAAAAUAAAGAACUUGCCAAAUUUCUCAGUACAACAGAGGCCACAACAGUUCCUAAACUUACAUAUAGCAUGUUUUUUAAAAAAGGUGGUUCUGGCUCAUCAGAAAAUAAAAAUCAAAGCUUCAGUGAUGUUGAGGAGAUCACUGAUAUGAAUGCAGAUGUAAGCAGCAGUGGUUAUGAAUCUGUACUAAGCUCAACUUUAAAUGAUGGAGACGAGGAUAAUAUGACUUCUGGUAAUGAAGACAAGAGGAGUGAGUCCAAAACUACUGAACAGCUCCAUGGACAAUUAGUUGUCCCAAUGGACUAUGAGGUCAAAGCUAACGGACCAUCACAGGAACCUAUGGACAUGCAGGAUACAGACAUUGAUAAAGAGCGGUGUCAAAAAUUUAAUAUUGUAGUAAAUAAAGAAAUGACAAUGCCAAAUAAACAAAAAAACAAUAAGGUAACACCACUUGAAAAUGGAUUUGCAAGCAUGGAAAUGCAGAAUACACACAUUGAUCAAAUGAAUGAGGAACUCCAAAAAUCAAAUGUUCCAAAUUUCCCAAGACAUGAAGUAUACCUGUGUCCAAAUGACAGAAUCACCAAAACAGAAAAACCACUAGCAGAUGAACCUGAAAGCACAGUCAUGAAAUAUAAACACAUUAAUGAGACAAAUGAUGAACCAAAAAGGUCAAGUGUCCCAAUUGAUGAAAAUGUAUUGCAAAUCUCCAGUACAAAAGCAUCAUUAAAAGAUGAAAAGGGAAGUACAGAUGUACAGGUUGCAGACACUGAUGGGACAAAUGAAAAAACACAAAGACUACAUUUCCUGAAUGCCCAAAGGAAUGAAGAUUUAUUCAUGGACAAAAAUGAAAAGUCCCAGAAAAUUGAGAAAGAUGUGAUAAUGCACCAAAAUGAGUUAACCACCAAAAUCAGAACACCACUAGAAGAUAGAUUUGGAAGGACAGUCUUGCAGGAUGCACACAUUGAUGGGACACAUGAUAAACCUAAAAUGUCAAAUGUCCCAAUAAAUAAAGAUGUAUUGCUGUAUAAAAAUGAGCAAAUCAUAAAAGAAGGAAAACAACAACAAGACAGACUGGGGAAAAUUAACAUGAAGGAUACACCCAUUGGUGAGCUAGAUGAGAAACCUGAAAAAUCAAAUGUCCCUAUCAAUAAAAAUGUAUUGCUGGACAAAAAUGAGCAAAUCACCAGUAAAGAAGCACUUUUAGAAGAUGGAUUUAAAAGCACAGACAUGCAGGAUUCAGAUACUGACGAAACAAAUGAUGAAUCUCGACGGGCAAAGGGCCCUCAUGCUCCAACUUUUAAAAGUAUUUAUCUGGGCCAAAAUGAGUCAAUCACCAAAACCAAAACACCACUAGAAGAUAAACAUAGAAACAUAGCCAUGCAGGAUACACACACUGAUGAGACAAAUGCUGAACCUAAAAGAUCAAGUGUACCAAGGAAUGAAGAUAAACUUCUGUAUGAAAAUAAGCAAAUCAAAGAAGCACCUUUAGAAGACAGAUAUGAAAGCAUGGAUGUGCAGGAUGCAGAUAUUGAGGACAUAAAUGAUGAACCUCAACGAUCAAAUGUCUUUGAUGUUCUACCACAUGGAAGUAUAUAUCUGUGCCAAAAUGAGCCAAUCACCAAAAUGGAAACACAAUUAGAAAACAAAUCACCAACCACAGACACCAAGGAAAUUGAGGAGAUUAAUGUGCAGUCUCAAAGAUCUAAUGCUUUAGUGCAUGAAAGUGUGACAAUGCACCUAAAUGAGUCACACCAAAAAAACAAAAAAACACUAGAAGAUAAACUUAGAAGCACAGUCAUGCAGGCUACACAGAAUUAUGAGAUAAAUGAUGAACAAAAAAGAUCAAGUAUACCAAGGAAUGAAGAAGUUCUUUACCAAAAUGAGCUAAUCACCAAUAAAGAUGCACCAUUAGAAGAUGAAAUUGAAAACAUCAAUGUACAGGAUGCAGACAUUGAGGACAUGUAUGAUGAGCCUCAAAGAUCAAAUGUCCCUGAUGUUCUAACACAAAGAAAUAUAUAUCUGCACCACAAUAAUUUAACCACCAAAAUAGAAACACCAAUAGAGGAUGAACUUAGAACCACAUUUAUGAAAUAUAAACACAUUAAUGAGACAAAUGAUGGGCCUAAAAAUUCAAUUGUUUCAAGGAAUGAAGAUGUGCUGCUGUACCAAAAUGAGCAAAUCAUUAGUAAAGAACCAACAUUAGAAGAUGAAUUUGAAAAAACAGAUAUGCAAAAUGCAGAUAAUGAUCAAAUAAAUAUGAAACCACAAAGCCAUGACAAUGUAAGUUUGAACAAAAAUGUGAAAUUCCCUAUAAAAGAAACAUCACUAGAAAAUACUAGAUCAAAUGUCCCAAUCGAUGAUUUGUUGCUGUACCAAAAUAAGCAAAUCACCAGAAAACAAGCACCAUUAGAAGUUGAGCUUGAAAGCAUGGAUGUGCAGGAUGUAGAUAUUGAUGAUAUAAGUGAGAAACCACAAAUAGUAUGUCUGACAAAUGAUGAUGUGUUGCUGAACCAAAAUGAGCAAAUCAAUGAUAAAGAAGCACCAUUAGAAGAUGAACAUGAAAGACCUGAAAAGCUUUUGGGCAGAGCUGAAGAGGAGAGUGUGCAGGAGAGGGCGCUAUGA